Archocentrus centrarchus (flier cichlid) is the source of this 6817-nucleotide messenger RNA. RefSeq names its product RAB11 family interacting protein 5a (class I) (gene rab11fip5a). The coding region runs from base 222 to 4574 and encodes 1450 amino acids. Gene Ontology annotation, molecular function: small GTPase binding. The record is from RefSeq and is a predicted model, not a curated record. Gene Ontology annotation, biological process: regulated exocytosis. The transcript has 6 exons. Gene Ontology annotation, cellular component: secretory granule; recycling endosome; phagocytic vesicle. NCBI's taxonomy places the organism in Eukaryota, Metazoa, Chordata, Actinopteri, Cichliformes, Cichlidae.
GAGCAGACUGCCGAAACGCAGGAGCAGUUAGGGCACAAAACCGGCAACCACGGGAACUUUGCAGAGACGCCAGACGGCCAUAAUGCGGCACCGCCCGCCGACCCCGGAGCUGAUGUGACUGUGCACAACCAGAACCGGGAGGAAGCGGCGGACACCACCACCUCCUCUCUCUCGGUGUGCGCAGCCGGUCGGUUUGUCGGUCUGUCUGUCUGGGGAGGGACAUGUCCUCGCUAAACGUACAGGAGGACCACAAAUGGGUACCGACACACGUUCAGGUGACGGUUCUGAGAGGCAGGGGCUUACGGGGCAAGGGCAAGCACGGAACCAGCGAUGUGUACACCAUCAUCCAGCUCGGGAAAGAGAAAUACUCGACCGGCGUGGCGGAGAAGACCACCGAGCCGGAGUGGAAGGAGGAGUGCUCGUUCGAGCUGCUGCCCGGUGUGCUGGAGAACGGCGGGCAGAGCGGAUACCCGGCUGGAAGCAACGAGCUAAUCCUGACGGUGAUGCACAGGGCGCUCAUUGGGCUGGACGUGUUUCUCGGACAGGCUGUGAUCCCGCUAGAUAAAGUCUUUCUCGAGAGUAGAUACGUGAAAAACGAGUGGUACAGGCUCAACUCUAAGACGGGGAAGAAGGAGAAGGAACGGGGAGACAUUCAAGUCACCAUCCAGUUCACCCGGGACAACCUGACAGCUAGCAUGUACGACCUUGUCAUCAAAGAUAAGGGCGCCUCCACCUUCAGCAAGUUGAAGGAGCGCAUGAAAGGGAAGAGGAGAUCCAGCGACGAGGACUCGUCUUCGGCCGUCCUGCCCAGUGGGUAUGGCUCUUUGUACCGGAUGCGCCAAAGACUGCCUAGUGAUGGAGGUGGAGAGGAGGAUUAUGAGGACGAUGAAGGGGGCGAGGUCCGAAGGAGCAAGAUGAGAACCUUCUUCUUAAGGGGAAAGUUGCGAAAAUCGUCCGACACUCGGUCCAGCACUUCUCUGGGCUCGGAGAGCAGCGAGUCAUCGUCACGGGGUGGGAGCCUCAGUCCCACGGCUGGUAUCAGUGUGGUGGUCUCUGAUCUCUCCAACUCACCCAGUAACAGCAGCAACCUGACAGCAGAUAACAGCCCAGAGCACACAGCAAACACGUCACCCAAGUCUUCGUCUCUCAAAUGUGAGUUUGGCGAUGAGGCCGGUGAGAUCACCAUCGCAGUGCCUCAGCCCACUGUUUGUGUCAACGGAAGCCAUUCUUACAAUGUGCAGCCCCAGGCCCCAGGCUCAGGAAAACCUGCAGGUUCUUUAGGCCUGGGACUGCUGCAGAAGUCUUUGCCUCUCUCCGUGUCUCUACAGAACCUCAGUCAGCAUGCCUCCACAGACCUCCUUAAAGGUGGUGUUGGAGAUGGGCGCCGCUGGUCUUUUGACAAGCCGGACGAAGAGGAAAAAGCCGCCAUAGUGGCGGCUCUGGAGAAAAGUGGCCCAAUGCUGGGCGAAAAAGAGGAACAGUUGGGACAGGCUGCUCUGACAGAAGCUGCGUCGUGGUCCUCUACUUCCACGGUGGAGGGGGAGAUCCAGGGGAAAAAGCAGAGGAGGAACUUUUUCUCUCAUGGGAGGAGUGAUUACAUGGUGAAGGGACAGAGUCAGUCCAAGGAUGAGUGCGAGCGGGCCCCUGCUGCAGCUGACGAGAAGCAAAGGGGAUGGUUUGGAUCAAAGGAUUUGCACAGCAAACCCAGCCUGGUGGUCUCACCUAAAUUAGAGCCCAGCACUGACCCCCACCCACCACCUCUUCCACCUAGUCACCGCCCUUCGGGCCCCCCUGUUGAUCCUACCUCUGUGGUUUCAACACUGCACCAUACUAACCCCUUCAUCCACUCACAGACCUCACCACCUCCUAUAUCCCCCUGCAACCCUUUCUUCUCUCUAAUCCAACGCAAUCCUUUCUAUGAAGACAUGCUAACCACUCAGCAACUUAAACCAUCACUGCCUCCUCUACCCUAUCUUUCCAGUUCCCGGCCCCCUAUAGCUCAGCUCUUUACACAGCCGAGUAACUCUAACUCUGUCUUGACCUACGGCAACUCGGCUGCAGGGGACUCCAUCACUGCUGCUGAUGCAAACACCAAAGAGGUCACCGAAGCUGGGACAAGACCACUUUUUCCAACACCUAUUGAAGGGAAUACGCUAUUACUCAAGAAGUCAUCCAAUCCAUUUAUGUCUGUUAGCAGAGUGGAACCAGAUUCAGAGUGGGACGAAUCCUUUGAAGCGUUUGCAGCUGGCAGGCUGCAGUCUCCUGACGAUCUCACUACAGACUGCAAAACACAGCAAAAGCCACCCAGCGAUCAUCUACUAGAACACUGUAAUAAUAAAGCCAUAAUAGCUGCUGGUCAAAACACAAAUGUGACUGCUGCACUACAUCAUCAACUUGCCAGCCAAGUGAUCAACACUAACACACAUUACCUUAACACUUUUCCACAAUUCCUUGAAACAAUCCCAGAACACAGAAGCUUCGAGCAUGACGAUGUAACUUUAAACAAUUCCACUAACGCUCCAAAACUUGACACUGAAAUGAAUCAAGACACCAGCGCUACCAGUGACUUACCUGACACGAACAUGCAUCGAGCUCCUUGUCAAACCCCAUCUGUACAACUCACCAGCAGUUCUCCAGACCCUAGUUCUUCAGGUCUCGGCAGUUCAGCAGAAGAGGAUUUCCUCUCGUGUGUCUCCUCUUAUUCUGAUAAAUUCUCUGCAUCCUCGUCUGAAGACGCUGAAAGCAACAUCUUUGGCUUUGUAAAAACCUCUGAGUCAGCUGAGGUAAAAAGUAAAAUGCCCUCAGAAUCUGAGGAUGACAUUGCUGACAGGUCAAAUGAUCUAUCUUUAACUGAUGUUCAGCAAACUGUUAUUGAUUAUGGGGAUGGUGAUAGUGAAAAGGUAGAUUUGAGUGCUUCACAGGGGUCUUUGGCGCAGCAGUCCACAGUAUUUGCUCAACCGCUUCCAUCGAUCACAAAGGAGACGGGAGCUGAUGGCACAGACGCUCAAACGCUUAACAUUUCUAAUAUUGUGUACCCUGAUCUGUUGCCGAAACUCUCUGAACCACAACCAAAGUCUGUCAUCUUUUCACAGUCUGACAAUGAAGAGGAAGAAAAAAGUGUAGCUGGAUUAAAGGUCUCUAUAAGGGAUUUUUCUAAAGAUUUAAAUGAUGGCUUUGAAGAUGAUCGUACAGAUGUGAGAAAUCCUGCCACUCCAGAUAAAGAAGAAACCUUCACACUACCAUCAUUACACAUCAUAAGCUCUUCCCCUGAUGUCAAGCAGGCUACACUGGAUGAACCCUUUGGGAGUGAAAAUUUAGGAGGGCAGGAUGCUAGCCUCCAUUCUCAUGUGCCAUUUAGCAGUUUUGGGGAUUUACUCAACAUCAGUCACGUCACGAACAGUCCUAGCCAAGACUUUGAUGAGGCUCAGUUGCACAGGCAGAUAUCGGAUCACAGCUCCAGCAGCUUUUUCCAAAGUCUCAAUGUCAGUACCGACUCACAGGCUUACCAAACCUGUGCAUCUCACUCUUCCUCCAAAUGUUCCAGCAUCUCUGAGCCAAAUGAGACGAUGCAGGAUAUUAAAACAACUCCUGAUGCUGCUUUGGGCUUAGAUUCCACAAAUGCAUCCAAGUCAUCUAAUGGAGACAUCAGCCAAACUGACAAAUCUGAAGAAUCCCUCCAUGGGGCUCAGGACAAGAAGACAACUCUUGAGCCAAGCUUCACAAUGGGAGAUGACUUACAAGCAUUUCCUGCAGCACAGACAGACUUUUUCAUGAGCUGCAAUCUGAAGAGGGCUGCUGAGGUCUUAGGCGACGCGUCCUCAACAUGCUCUGCUGCACAGACUGCUACACUACACCGCUCUCAGUCUGAGGGCACACUGGCACCUGCCUUCGAUGAACUCCUCCUACCCUCUUUUGGUAGUGAUCCUGGUGCGAUACAGGGCUCCACCUCGUCUCAGCCAGGCCCUGACCUUCCCUCUCUGAUUUCUUUUGCUCCUUCUCUUGCUCCUGAAAAUAGUUGCUCCCCUAUAGCGCUUUCUACCUUCCCUCCCUUUGCCAAUGCUUCAGCAAGGGUGACACCCAGUGCAGCGCAAGUCACCGUGCCAAAGCCAGUGCCAAUGCCAGUGCAGCAGGAGCCAGAGCAGCAGCAGCAGGCAGCCAAUCAGCAGAACAGCCCCCAUCCAGUGAAACCCCUGCCCACUGCCAUGCCGACUGAGGAGAAGCGGUCAGUGCUGGCCACAGGCCUGGAGAAGCUUAAGUCCACCAUCCAACAUGGAAGGAGCAGCCAGCUCGCAGAGCAGGAGACAGAAAGGAAGAAGUCACUGACAGAAGGAGCGGGGUCAUACUACCAUCUGACCCACAGUGAACUGGUCAACCUGCUGGUGCAACGUGAGGCACAGCUGGAGAGGCAGAAGGCGGAGUUUGAGCGUCAGAAACUUUUGCUGGCCAAGCGGGAGAUGGAGCUGAAGAAACUGAAGCCGCAGGUCAGAGAUUUGGAGGACUACAUUGACACACUGCUGGUGCGCAUCAUGGAGCAGAAGCCCACCCUCCUGCAAGUGCGCUCCAAGUUCAAGUGAUGAAGUCUGCGGUUCACGUCGCAUCUGUUCACUCUAACCUCCACAACAGCUCUUUAGUCUUUUCACUGCUAUGCUGUCCUUUUUGAUACAAAUAUUUAGGCACUGAGAGAUGUCGAGGCGACAUUUUCCAGCCGGCAUGCUUUACUGUAUGGAAACAUGUCCUUGGUGAAAGGUUUAGUCUGAGUGGUUUUAUGAAUGUAGUGCGCGUCCUCAGGUUGUUUUCAGGUUAACAAAGCCAGUUGGUGGGUUAAAAACCCAGAUGCUUCCAUUUUGGGAUCCUGAUUGUAGAAACAAUGAAUUUUCCUUCUCACCUCACCUAUCACUUCUAUCACCUUAUCACAAAAGAGAGAAAAUUGUAGGAUUUUAAUCCAUAAUGAUGUUUAUCCAACUAAAUCCUCACUCAAGAUGAAACAACACCAACACUUCUCCAUAAGUGUUGCAGCUUUGUAGCUAGAGCAGAGCAGGCAACCUGAAGAGCCAUAUUGGUGGUUUUGCGUGAUUUAGUCCAUUAGUUGUAAUUGGUUUUUUUUAGCUUCAGUUAAUUUUUGGUGUUGCAUGAAAAUCAAAGUGAUGUGAAGCUUCUCCAGACGGGAUCGAUCAGGGUGAGCAUUUUGUUGUCUUGGCACAUCUCAGCAACAUAGACAAUAGCAGCUGAUUAACAGAAAAUCUCACCAGUUUAUGAAGUGAAAUGAGAUGUUUUCAAAUCCCUUAUUGUUUUCAGUUGCUAGUUCAAAAGCCAAAUUAUAUUCCAUUUAAUGUAAAUGACCUAAAGAGAUUACAAAUCCUGACAUUUGAGGGAGGUGUCUGUGAGGACAGAAAUGUAGCAUCCUUGCCUAAACUAAACAGAGUGUUUCCUGUAGUGUGAACGCAUUUCCUGUUGUGUAUGAAAAAGUGCGACAUCGGACAAUCCCCUAAACUAAGUUCUCAGACUUUGUCUGGAGUUCAUGUGUAAAAAUUGCGACGGUUUAUGUUGGAUUUGGCUUUUUGAGCACCGCGUACAGACUCCAAAUGAAGCCCCGCCAACCCCUGCUGCAGCACACAAUGGCAACACAUCACUAACAAAUAACAAAGGCAACAAAACAUUUCCUCCAAUAGAGGUAAAGUUUCAAGUCUCUACAAGUUGAGCCUUGACUGAAGUGAUCUCAGAACUUUGGCUAUCUGAAAGGAAGGAAGAAAUCUUUCAAUAUGCUUUGGAAAAAUGUUAGAAAUCAUGCAAAGUGAGCUGAAGUCUAGUUCAUGAUUAAAAUGUGCAAAACCACUGAUAUGUUUCUUUUGGUAUGGCUCUCUGCGACGUUUGAUUAGUGCCACUUUUUCCAGAUGGUUUGUUUGUGUGUGUGUGUGUGUGUGUGUGUGUGUGUGUGUGGUUUUGGAUUAAGACUCUACAAAUGUUCCUGAUAAGUACUGAGUGCUCUGACUUGUUUUUGAAACUACAAACCAAAUGAGCAGAUUUCAGCCUUUGUCACGUGCACAUUACUGGGAACUGAUUGUAGCCUCUGAAUGUUCAAAAGUGUUCUUAGCCAGCAAGUGAAUGGUUUGUUUUUAUUUGUUUAUUUGCUUGUUGCCUCCUCUUCUUUCUUUUUUUUUUUUUUUCUUCUUUUUGUUCUUUGGGCAUGUCUUGAAAUUACCCAAAAUGCUCAGCCACAUAAGCUAAAAGUUUUUCCUUUUUUUUUUUUUUGUAUGGGUCAUGGUGUUAUCAGGUGAAGACAGUAUCACUCAGUAUCCAGUCAGUAUCAGGAUCAGCCAUCCCAGCUAUUUGAUCUCAUGCUUCUGCCUUCCCACAUGUGCGUUCUCGACACCACGUUAAGAAGAUGCCUGCGACAUGCUGGUACUUGACUUCCCUCCCUCAGUGUCUGGGUGUCACAUCUGCUUCUGCUCAAGCACGCAUAUCGCUACAGCUUUCAGGUGUUACAAAGGGAUAUAUACCGCGUUCUACAGCAUAUAUGCCGUAUUGAAAUGCCAAAUGCUGCCUUAUUUUUGUUUUUGUUUUGAUGUUCAUUACGAAUCUAGAACUUGGUUUUAACUUGUCGGGGCUCGAGGCGGGUUUUGAUAGAAAAGCCAUCUGUUCACUGAUAGUUUUUUUUUUUUUUUUUUUUUUUUACUCUUCUAAUGCUUUGUUAUGAUAUUGUUUAGGUCACUGCACAAAAAAUAUACUGUAUGCAUAACAAUAGAAACAGUGAGUAGAAACAGUAAUUUUCCUGUGAAAUGCCAAAAAAUAUAAUGUAUAGAAAAAAAAAAAAAAAAAA